AUGGGUCAAAUACUUAGAGGGAACGUGGAAGCUUUGGUAACAACACUUUUCGUUACGCUGAACUGCUGGACAUUGUCAUCCUGGAAGUAUUCGCGUCACUCGGUGUCGAUAGGCAGUUCAAGAGAGGCUGAGUCCCUUAGGAAGUGGAACCGUUACGAUUGGAUGGAUUCUACGAGAGCUGUUGCUGUAGAUCGAGAAUGUUCGGCAGAGCUGUGUUCAAGGACUAGACAUCCUCGGCGAAGACGAAUCGGUGAAGGCGAUAGAUCCUGGAUGAAAUAUAUGGGCAAUGUGUUUUAA
Molecule: messenger RNA, 297 nt
Organism: Necator americanus (New World hookworm)
Lineage: Eukaryota; Metazoa; Nematoda; Chromadorea; Rhabditida; Ancylostomatidae
Exons: 1
Coding region: 1-297 (98 amino acids)
Source: RefSeq, a predicted model, not a curated record